GGUCGGAGGUUAUAGUACACACGUGAGAAAAGAAGAACCGUAUAAACUGUGGGUGGAAGAAUUUCAGAUUACUUUUAAGUGGACAGGAUGGACGGAAAAGUGAAGGAGCAAAAAAGACAUCAGCAGAAGCACAGUGGGCCCAAGGCAGAGAAGAAGCUCAAAAAACAGGGUGGCAUGGCAGAAGACAAGGAUGAACGGAAAAGGAAUCCCAAAGCGUUCACCGUUCAGUCGGCUACACGCAUGGCCAGAACAUUCCAUAGGGCCCAGGACCUAAAGGCCAAGAAGCACCACAUACCCUUUGUUGACCGAACUCCCUUGGAACCUCCCCCAGUAGUGGUUGUAGUAGUAGGCCCACCUAAGGUGGGGAAAAGCACUCUAAUUCGGUGUUUGAUCAAAAACUUCACUCGCAGAAGCUCAGAGGACAUAUGUGGACCAGUAACAAUUGUCUCUGGUAAGAAGCGCCGCCUCACUUUCAUUGAAUGCAGCAAUGAUAUCAAUACAAUGAUUGACCUUGCAAAAGUUGCUGACCUGGUUUUGAUGCUGAUUGAUGCUAGCUUUGGUUUUGAGAUGGAGACCUUUGAGUUUCUGAACAUCUGUCAGGUGCAUGGUUUCCCUCGUAUCAUGGGUGUGCUGACUCACCUAGACUCCUUCAAGAACAGUAAGGCACUACGUAAGACAAAGAAACGGCUCAAACAUCGCUUCUGGACUGAGGUCUACCAGGGUGCCAAGCUUUUUAUCUGUCUGGCAUGUAUUUGGGAAUAUCAGACUCAGGAAGUGAACCUUGGUCGAUUUAUCUCUGUCAUGAAGUUUCGAUCCUGGUUUUGGCAGACCUCCCACCCUGAUGUGCUGGCUGAUCGCAUGGAGGAUUUGACAGACCCUGAAAAGGUGAGGAUAGAUGCCAAGUGUGACCGGACAGUUUCCCUCUAUGGAUACCUUCGAGGGACAUACUUAAAAAACAAGAGCCAAGUCCAUAUCCCAGGUGUGGGAGACUUUCAAGUGGCUGAUGUGAGUUUUCUGCCAGAUCCUUGUCCAUUACCAGAUGCUCAGAAAAAGCGGGCAUUGAAUGAGAAGGAACGUUUGCUGUAUGCCCCCAUGGCUGGGGUUGGGGGUGUUGUGUACGACAAGGAUGCUGUAUAUAUUGACCUCCCCACUGCCCAUGUCUGUCAGGAGCAGGAGGAAGUACAUCCCACUACAGAACUUGUCCAGUCCCUGAUUGACACACAUGCCACCCUUGAUGUCAAGAUGGCUGCUAGUAAGGUUUCUCUGUUCACAAGCUCAGCCACCUUGGACUUGGACAUGGAAAUCGAUAAACAGAAGGGAGAGAAAGAGGGCCCUCAGGAGAACCUGGUUUGGGAUGCCAAGACCCAGAGAGAGAGGAGAAGAGUUGUCUUUGCUGAGGAGGAAGAGGAAAACGAUUACAGCAGUGGCAGUGAUACAGAUGAUGGCUUUGAUGGAGGAAGUGAUCAAGAAGGGCAGGAAGAGGAGGAUGAAUGUGAUGAGGAAGAAGAGGAUAACUUAUCCACACUGAUCAAAAAGGCAAGGGUCAAAUUUGGAAACACAGAGAAGACAGUGACAGUCAGUGCUUCACCAGUGAAGAAACAAAAAAUUGAGGAGGUGAAGGAUAACAGGCAACUAUUUGAGCUUCCAGUGUUUGCUGACAGUGAAGAUGACCUGGAGAUGAGUGACAAGGAGAGCGGGAACAGCAAGAAGGGAGAGGAGGAAAGGGAAGGACAUGAGUCAGAUUUUGGUGAAGAUGAUGAGGAAGUAGAUGUAAAAAUGGAUAAGGGGCCAGGAGACCAAGAGGAUGAAGAUGAGGAAGACAAUGAUGACCAAGCGGAAGAUGAUUGGGAUGAUGAAGAAGAUGUUGGUAUAACUAAAACCAUAGAAAAAAAUAUCACAUCAAAACAUAGAACUUUUGAGAAUGAGGAGGAGGAAGAAGAACCAUGUUUCGUCACUGAAGGGUCUUUUCAGUGGAAGGAGGGGCUACAACAGAAAGCAUCAGAAGCCUUUCUACGACAACAGCAAGCCACCCCCAACCUACGCAAACUUGUUUAUGGCACAGUUGCAGGGGAGGAGGCUGGCAACUAUGAGGAAGAGGAGGUGGGAGGGUUAUUUCGAGUCAGCCGUCCUCAUGACAACAAAAAGCAUUGGACAGAUGCCAAAGACUGCUCCCGUUUCAGCCCCGACAGCUCUCACAACUGGGAUAUAGGAGAGAUGCUGAAAUCAAUUAGGGAUUGUUUUGUAACAGGGAAAUGGGAAGAAGGACAAGAUGCUGCGACACUACUGAAGGAGGAUGAGGAGCUGUAUGGUGACUUUGAAGAUUUGGAAACAGGAGAGGUCCAUGAGGGCCAGACUGGGAGGCAUGGGGACCAGACUGAGGAGAAUAGUGAUGAAGAAGAGAAUGAGGGGGAGAGGUUAGUGAAAGUUGAUGAUGAGGAAGUCCAGAAGAACAAGCGUCUGGAGAAGAAGCGAAGGCUGAAGGAGCGUUUUGAUUCUGAGUACGAUGAUGGAGAAGCCACUUAUUUUGAUGACCUGAAAGAGGAGAUGCAGAAACAAGCUGAUCUAAACCGGGCUGAGUUUGAGGAUGCUGACGAUGAGACCAGAGUGCAGUAUGAAGGUUUUCGGCCAGGAAUGUAUGUGCGAUUGGAAAUCCCUUCUGUGCCUUGUGAGUUUGUCACCAACUUUGAUCCCCACUACCCUGUCAUCCUUGGAGGCCUUGGCUCGAGUGAAGGCAACACAGGAUACCUGCAAAUGCGGUUGAAAAAACAUCGCUGGCAUGACUGCAUCCUGAAGACACGAGACCCCCUCAUUCUGUCUUUAGGCUGGCGUCGUUUCCAGACAAUCCCCCUCUACCACAUUGAGGACCACAACGGCCGCCAUCGCCUGCUUAAGUACACACCACAGCACAUGCACUGUGGUGCCUCCAUCUGGGGUCCCAUUACGCCGCAGGGCACUGGCUUUCUCGCUGUACAGACAGUCGCUGGAGCUAAAGUUAAUUUCCGCAUUGCUGCCACAGGAGUUGUCUUGGACCUGGAUAGGUCAGUGACAAUAGUGAAGAAGCUGAAACUCAUUGGCUACCCAUACAAGAUCUAUAAGAACACAUGCUUCAUAAAGGGUAUGUUCAACACCGCACUGGAAGUUGCUAAAUUUGAAGGGGCGUCUGUGCGAACAGUAUCAGGGAUCAGAGGGCAGAUCAAGAAGGCCCUGUCCACACCAGCUGGAGCCUAUAGAGCAACGUUUGAGGACAGGCUGCUUAUGAGUGAUAUCGUGUUCCUCCGCUCUUGGUAUCCAGUCUCUGUUCCGCAGCUCUACAACCCUGUCACCUCCCUGCUUUUGCCUUGUGGCCAGAAGGAAAACUGGUCAGGCAUGAAAACCCUAGCACAGCUCAAACACAGCUUGGGCAUCCGCAACAAACCCGCUGCUGAUUCUUUGUACAAGCCUGUGGCCCGUGCUCAAAGGCACUUCAACCCUCUCCACAUCCCAAAGCAGCUGCAGAAGGCCCUGCCUUUCAAGAGCAAACCCAAGCUGCAACAACCAAAAGGAAAAGUUCCCCACGAUCUCCAGAGGCCAAGUGUGAUCCGGGAGCCCCGUGAGAAGAAGGUGGCAGCACUCUUGCAUGCUCUAAACAUGGUGCACAACCAUAAGAGUAAGAAGGCCAGUGGGGUGCAGCAUUCCAAGCACAAGGCCUUCCUGCAGCAGAAGGAGAAACAGGAAGAAGCCAAACUGAAGAGACAGAAGGAGGCACGGAAAAAACUUUAUCGUGUGAUGGGACAGAUGGACAAGAGAAAGCAGAAGUCCAGUUUGAAGGGGGCACCUCAGGAUGAAUAGUUUAAUUGGACCUUGAAGUCAAAUCUGUCUAGACUGGCUGACUGAGAUGUUUUGCCUUGUCUUCACUCCUUAAGUAUGCAUUUCUAUCGCAGUCUAAAAAGGGUGCUUAAAUGCUACAACCUGGCUCAGGCGCAUCCAGCUUUACUGUAUUUUUUUCUUAGAUGUUAAAAAUCACUAACAUCUGUGAAGUAAUUCUAACUCACUUUUUGAACUUCUGCUAAUAAAAGAAAAUGAAGAAACUUGA
Messenger RNA from Myripristis murdjan (pinecone soldierfish), 4072 nucleotides. It is a transcript of the gene bms1, whose product is annotated as BMS1 ribosome biogenesis factor. Gene Ontology annotation, molecular function: GTP binding; GTPase activity; U3 snoRNA binding. Lineage: Eukaryota; Metazoa; Chordata; Actinopteri; Holocentriformes; Holocentridae. Gene Ontology annotation, biological process: ribosome biogenesis; endonucleolytic cleavage of tricistronic rRNA transcript (SSU-rRNA, 5.8S rRNA, LSU-rRNA); maturation of SSU-rRNA from tricistronic rRNA transcript (SSU-rRNA, 5.8S rRNA, LSU-rRNA). The record is from RefSeq and is a predicted model, not a curated record. Gene Ontology annotation, cellular component: nucleus; 90S preribosome.